Messenger RNA from Marmota flaviventris (yellow-bellied marmot), 1932 nucleotides. It is a transcript of the gene Tmem120b, whose product is annotated as transmembrane protein 120B. NCBI's taxonomy places the organism in Eukaryota, Metazoa, Chordata, Mammalia, Rodentia, Sciuridae. The record is from RefSeq and is a predicted model, not a curated record. Gene Ontology annotation, cellular component: nuclear inner membrane. Gene Ontology annotation, biological process: fat cell differentiation.
UGGCGGGCAGGCGUGAGGUGUUGGUGGUGGCGGGGCAACGCUGCGGGAGCAGCCUCGGCCGCCACCGCCUUGCACCAUUGCACCAUGUCGGGGCAGCUGGAGUGUUGCGAGCGCGAGUGGCACGAGCUGGAGGGAGAAUUUCAGGAACUGCAGGAGACCCACAGGAUCUACAGGCAGAAGCUGGAGGAGCUGACAGCACUGCAGGCCUUGUGUAGCAGUUCCAUCCACAAGCAGAAGAGGCGGCUCAAGGACUUGAAGCACACGCUCCAGAGGUACAAGCGCCAUGCCAGCCAGGAGGAGGCAGAGCUGGUCCAGCAGAUGAGUGCCCACAUUAAGGAGCGGCAGAAUGUCUUCUUUGACAUGGAGGCCUACCUGCCCAAGAAGAAUGGGCUCUACUUGAAUCUGGUCCUUGGUAAUGUGAAUGUGACCCUCCUCAGCAACCAGGCCAAGUUUGCCUACAAGGAUGAGUAUGAGAAGUUCAAGCUCUACCUGACUAUAAUCCUGCUCCUGGGAGCUGUGGCGUGUCGCUUUGUCCUUCACUACAGGGUGACGGAUGAAGUUUUUAACUUCCUGCUGGUGUGGUAUUACUGCACCCUGACGAUCCGGGAGAGUAUUCUCAUCAGCAACGGCUCGAGAAUUAAAGGCUGGUGGGUGUCUCACCAUUAUGUCUCUACGUUCCUGUCUGGAGUGAUGCUGACCUGGCCCAAUGGACUAAUUUAUCAGAAGUUUCGCAAUCAGUUUUUAGCAUUCUCAAUUUUUCAGAGCUGUGUCCAGUUCCUACAGUAUUAUUACCAGAGGGGCUGCCUCUACAGGUUGCGAGCCCUGGGUGAAAGGAAUCACCUGGACCUCACUGUGGAAGGAUUCCAGUCCUGGAUGUGGCGAGGCCUCACCUUCCUCCUCCCUUUCCUCUUCUGUGGCCAUUUCUGGCAGCUCUACAAUGCUGUCACACUGUUUGAGCUCUCCAGCCAUGAAGAAUGCAGAGAAUGGCAGGACCAGCCUGAUGCUGGGAACUCAUUGCCUUUACCGAGUUCACCUACUUCUGCACCUGGAAACCCCUGCAGCUUUGCUGGGGCCCUGGGGCCCCAGGUGAGGACCUACACUUCAGCAGGGGACUUGACCCAGCUUCUCUCUCCUCUCCACCCACCCUGCCCUCUGUGCUGCUGGGCGCUGCAUCCCUGUGGGACCACAGGUGUUCGUGCUGGCUCUCACCUUCCUCGUCCUCUUCCUUGGCAAUUUCCUGACCACGCUCAAGGUCGUGCACGCCAAACUCCAGAAGAACAGAAACAAGACGAAGAAGCCAUGAGCCUUGGACUUGUCUGCAUUCAGGGUUGGGUGUGCCAAAUUCCAGAACAGAAAUGAGAUGAAGAAGCUGUGAGCAUCUCAACUUGUGUGCCCCUGGGGUCCCGGACUUUGAGACUACUGGGGAUUCCUGUUGGCACCCUGGAUGCCCGUCACUGGUGGCCAACAGCAGUAGCAUCUCAGGGGCCAGUGGCAUUGCUGGGAGCAGGGCUAAGGCCCCCUCCCAAGCAGGACAUGAGGAAUGUGAAGCCCACCUCUCUGCACAGUAUUAGUCUCCCUAUUUAUGACAUAUUUAAUACCGGGUCCUCCCAACUUCCCUAGAAUCUGAGGCCUUCCCUGCUGCUCUCAGCAAUAGCUGAGACUGGGUCAGUCUUCCUAGGGGUGGGGCCCAAAUCCUCAGGGAGCCCCUUUGCCCCCACCCCUGUCAUUUGAACCCCCUCACGAAGGGGUUUGGAUGUGCCUCACAGGGGUUGGACUUAUGCUGACUUGCUGCUUACCGCACCCCAGGCGCAGGGUGGAAUGAAACCUUCCAGCAUCCUGUGGAGCCCCCUCCCCUGGGCCCCUGCUGUAAGCCCCCUCCGCGGCCCCCCGCCCUCAGUGAUGGGGGAUUAUUUAAGUUCUCAGAGAACCACU